GGCACUGGCUACUCGCACGCAUUCAAAAGUAGUUUUAUCCGCAAAGCCUCCCUUGACGCACGCGAAGUACGAUCUACGAGCUGGCUACACUAUUGUUUUCGAAAAAAAAUUGAGUGUACGUUGUGUUCAUGAUAAGUGGAUAGUGUUUGACUUAAAAGGAAAGAUGGGGUUCUCAAGCACAACAAUUUUAUUGCUGGCCAUAGUUUCACAAGUAUUUACGGCCCCCCAAUUCAUUACAUUCAAAGAAGGCAAAGUGGGGGUAAACUUUGGCGGUUACCACGCGGCAGCUGGUUUGGGAGGACUAUUAGGUAACGGCGGAGCCGGCGGGCUGUUUGCCGAGGCCGGCACUCCUCACGGGCAAGCAGCGGCUGCCGGGCUUGGCGGUGGAGCCAGCGGUGGCGGGAGUGGAGGUGGUUUAUACGCCGGAGCCACCGCCGGAGGCAACGUGAAAGCGGCCGCGGGGCUCGCCGGAGGCGCCGAUGCCGAGAAAUCUGGUGGCAUUGGGUUCGCUGGAGCUUCCGCUGGCAAUCGCAACGCUGCUGCUGGUUUGGGCGGUGAAUCCGGUGCUGCAGGGUCAUCAGGAUUUACUUACUCAAGCAGCAAGUCAUUUGGACUAUCGUCUGGAGCCGUUGAGCAACCCAUCAGUCACGUCGACAAAAAAGUGCACACUGAAUUCGAUUUCAAUGCUGCAUCGCCCGUUGUACCUUUAACUAAUACCGUUAUAAAAUCCAAGACCAGAGUCAAGGAAGUGCACGUUGAACAACCUCCGCCAGUGGUCGUUGAAAAACACUUCGUUCAGCCUCAACCGGUAGUGGUGGAGAAGCAUGUUUACCAUGAACAACCCGUGGUUGUAGAAAAGCAUAUCUACCACAAGAAGCCGCAUCGUUUUCAUAACAAGGUGUCAGUCCACGGAUACAUAGGUGGCGCUGGGGCGUUACCGCCUCCCCCUCCAAUUGAAAAGAGAAUUGACGUUGGAGUCGAGAACUAUGCCAGUGCUGGAGCUGAUGCCGCUGUUGCACACGGUGGUAACCAACAAGUCUCUUACACCAAGCAAGUUAAUUUCCAAAGGAAUCCACAAUUCUUUGCCGAUAUAUUCAACAUUCCAAUUUCUACUUUGAAAGCGGUGGGGAAUUUCCUGGGUAAUACAGCCGGGAGCACCAGCGUUUCGGUCCAAAAGUCCGCGUCGGUGCAAUCGGGCGCAGAAUCACCGAAGCAUGAUGGUCUAUCAUCAGAUUCAUCUAAACAGACCCAAGUGUCCAUACAGACACCGGAUGCAUCCAAAUUCAUUGAUGACAUUUUCGCUAUACCCAUAAAUACGCUUGGCGCUGUAAACAAGUUCCUGGAAAACAAUGUCCCAGCCAGAAAAAAGGUUCAGGUAUCAUCAGACGGCGUUGAAGAACCUGCGAGAUUCAGAGGUGGCCGCCACGCAAGGAGAAGGGUUAACAAAACUGUGACUAUAGAGCAACCUCAGAAUGCGGCAGACGAAAUAAAAGAGGAAUGAUUAAAUAAGACUAGGUACUAAUAUCU
Messenger RNA from Cydia strobilella, 1527 nucleotides. RefSeq names its product chorion protein S38. Bases 164 to 1501 code for a protein of 445 amino acids. The record is from RefSeq and is a predicted model, not a curated record. Lineage: Eukaryota; Metazoa; Arthropoda; Insecta; Lepidoptera; Tortricidae. The transcript is spliced from 11 exons.